AUGGAUAGUAUUCAGGCUAAAGCAAUGAGAAUAGUCCUAGGAGCUAUGAAGUCAAGUCCAAUAAACUGUAUGAGAGUCGAGUGUGUAGAGCCUCCAUUAAACUUACGACGGCAAUUUCUGUCUGAUAAAUUCCUAUUCCGUUGUAUCCAAUUCAGUAACCAUAUCCUAACACCUAAACUGACUUGCCUGGCAUCUUUAAUCCCCAAUUGUAGUUAUUGGAAAAACAAACGCCCACCAUGUUUGGUUGAAAGUUACAGAAGAUUUACUUAUUUUGAGGCUCCUACUCACCAAGCGACUUCUAAUCCAUUGUUCAAAUAUAGUUAUGAUUCCCUUGUAAUCUCUCCUGAUAUACAUACUAGCACAGGUCUUGUGAAAAUUGAGCAAAACCAAAAGUUAACAUUUAACUAUAUUGUUGACACCAAGUGGCCACAAUGGCAUCGAAUAUUUACAGAUGCAUCUAAGCAUUCCAAAGAUAGCUGUGUAGGUGUUGGUGUACUGCACUCUAAUUACAAUAUUGUUCAAAAAACUAAACUCCCUCCUGAAUCCUCCGUGUUCACUGGCGAAUGUAUUGGCCUUGUUAAAGCCAUAGAAUACAUCCUUCUACUAAAACUUCAAAAAACUGUAAUUUUUACAGAUUCACUGAGUUCUUUGAAUGCCUUAGCCCGGUUCCCAUUUGGAUCACAUUAUCAAUUCCCUGUCAUUUCCGAAAUAAGAAACCUGCUAUUAAAAUGUAUAAAAGAAAACUAUUACGUACCUAUCGUUUGCAUGGGUUCCUGGUCACUGUGGAAUAUCUGGAAACGAGAAAGCCGAUCGUUUAGCCAAUGA
Molecule: messenger RNA, 825 nt
Organism: Pieris macdunnoughi
Lineage: Eukaryota; Metazoa; Arthropoda; Insecta; Lepidoptera; Pieridae
Source: the annotation of a GenBank genome assembly